Messenger RNA from Tupaia belangeri chinensis (Chinese tree shrew), 835 nucleotides. It is a transcript of the gene IL13, whose product is annotated as interleukin 13. Gene Ontology annotation, cellular component: extracellular region. Gene Ontology annotation, molecular function: cytokine receptor binding. NCBI's taxonomy places the organism in Eukaryota, Metazoa, Chordata, Mammalia, Scandentia, Tupaiidae. The record is from RefSeq and is a predicted model, not a curated record. The transcript has 4 exons. Gene Ontology annotation, biological process: immune response. Bases 37 to 429 code for a protein of 130 amino acids.
AUCUGCCUCUCAAGCCUCCGUGUGGCUCCUGGCUCCAUGGCGCUCUGGUUGACCGUGGUCAUUGCUCUCACCUGCCUGGGCGGCCUCGCCUCCCCGGCUUCCGUGCCUUCCAUCAGGGCCCUCAAGGAGCUCAUUGAGGAGCUGGACAAUGUCACCCAGAAUCAAAAGGCGCAGCUCUGCAACGGCAGCAUGGUGUGGAGCGUCAACCUGACGACUGACGUGUGCUGCGUAGCCCUGGAGUCCCUGACCAACGUCUCAGGCUGCAGCACCCUCCAGAGGACCCUGAGGCUGCUGAACGGACUCUGCACUAGCAAGAGCUCAGCCGAGCAGGUCUCCAGCCUGCCCACCCGAGACACCAAAAUCGAAGUGGCCCAGUUCGUAAAAGACCUGCUGAGACAUCUAAAGCGACUCUAUCGUCACAGAGUAUAACUGGCGUGAAGAGUAGCACCCUUAUCUGCAGAGACGGCCUGACCCUUGAAGUUGCAGAUUCACUUUUCUUUCCGAUGCCAGAAAUUUCUUGGGGAAGUGGGAAGGUGGGGGGGAUGGGAGGGUGAGAUUUCCUUAGCUUAGACCUCAGCUCAUGCCGCCUGCCCCCUGCCUGGCUGCCCAGGUGCCCCCUCCUGAGGGCAGACUAGCAUUACAGCAGGUGCCGCCCUUGCAGACGGGCCUGAGGCAGAGAGCAGCCAGCGCGUCUGGCUCCUAUUUAUUAUUGUGUGUUAUUUAAACUAGUGUCUGUCAGUGCUGGGGACAGGGAGACUGCUGCUGCCCGCGCUGGCGCAGCCGGUGUUCGGGGUCCCUGGAAUUCCGCUACCUCACUGGGCUCCCGGGCCUCGGG